Hypanus sabinus (Atlantic stingray) is the source of this 2526-nucleotide messenger RNA. It is a transcript of the gene c11h1orf52, whose product is annotated as chromosome 11 C1orf52 homolog. The transcript is spliced from 3 exons. NCBI's taxonomy places the organism in Eukaryota, Metazoa, Chordata, Chondrichthyes, Myliobatiformes, Dasyatidae. The record is from RefSeq and is a predicted model, not a curated record. The coding region runs from base 181 to 786 and encodes 201 amino acids.
GCGCAGUACCAGGAGGAAUAUGCAGCAGCUACGGGCACCAACCGGCAGAGGGCGCAGUACCAGGAGGAAUAUGCAGCAGCUACGGGCACCAACCGGCAGGGGGGGACGUAGUGGGAUCUCUACACCCAACAGUCCGCCUCGGGCUGCUACUUGCCUCUCUGAACGGCGCUGAGGGUCAUCAUGGCGGACGGGCCGAGUGACCCCCUGUCGUACUUCGCCGCCUACGGGAGCUCGGACUCGGAGUCAGACACGGAGCCGGAGGCGGUGUCGCCGGAAACCCAGGCUGCCGAGAGCAACGCGCUCCCGGGCCCACGCCUCGCUCUCCCCGCCCCCGAAGAGCUGUUCGGCCACGUGUCCCGGCCCAGCUUCUUGAGCGACCCACGGAAAGGUCGCAUCGACUGGGAGCGCCGGCUGGUGCGAGCCCCGGAGGAGCCACCAAGGGAGUUCAAAGUGUGGAAGAACAAUGCCGUACCGCCACCAGAAACCUACGCAGUGGAGGAGAGGAAGGCGCCAUCAGGUGCGGACAUGGCGGUGAGGUGGUCCAGCAUGUACCAGGACAACGGGGAGGACGCUCCUCAGCGCACAUCCGGCCUACCUGCCGAGGCAGCGGAGGUCGUUGGGUCAGAUGAGGAGAAUAGCGAGGAACCUUCUGGCAAGAAACGUAAAGUGGAGACGUUCCAGCAGAAGGAGAAGAGGAAACGGAAUGAGGGGCAGGCCAACAGGGAGAAGAGUUUCGUUGAGGAAGAAAAGCGAAUCCUCAGGCAGGAAUUCUGCUUCAAGGAGUGAAGUGAUCUGUGGCUGAAUGUAGCAUACACUGAAUUCCUUCUGCUUGUCCACAAUCAUAGUGGCUGCUGUCCUCGCAAACCAGAGGCUCCAUUAUCGUCACAAAGCCAGAGCCAGACUGUCAGUUGUGUGUGGAAGACACAGCCAUAGGGACAUAAGACAUGGAGCAAUAUUAGACCAUCUGGGCCAUCAGUUCUGCUCCGCAUUUCCACCAUGGCUGACUUAUUAUCUCUGUCAACCUCAUUCUCCUACUUUCUCCCCGUAACCUCUAUUCUGAGGCUGUGCCCUCUGGUCCUAGACUCCCCCACUACAAGAAACAUCCUACCACUUCCAUAAUGCGAUAAUUUUCAAUGAGAUCCCCCCUCAUUUUUCUAAACUCCAUUGAGUACAGGCCCAGAGCCACCAAACGCUUCUCAUACAACUCUGUGUGGAACAUUAAAUAUCCGGUGAAGUGUGUGUGUAUUGAUUACUGGAUUCCUUCAGAUGUAUAGGGAAGAAAUCCCCUUAAGCUGUGCCAAUAGUAGGCAAACUAUCAAACGUUGUGACACAGACUUGAUACCGCAUUGUUAAUUUAACAAGCAUCAUGUGAUGUUUUUCGGGCACGGUGCAGUGAAGAGAGUACUGCUCAAACAGAAGGCUGACUGGUCACAUUUUCUGUCGUGUAGCUGGUGAACUGGCACCUUAACAACAUGAUCCACUUUCUUCAUGUAUUUACUAUUAAAGGUAUUUUUUCCAGCAUUCCUAGUCUGCUGAAUGUUGAAUAUGUAACGAGUUCAAGUUCAGCCAUACACAUGAACACAGCUAAACCUCUGGGGCCAAGGUGCAAAACUUCUGUACCAACAGUCACACAUAGCAUAGAUAACAUGUAAACAUCAUUAACAAAAACUAUGUUACCAUCAUGGCUACCGGAAUUUGUCCGUAAUGUAAGUGAGUGAAGUCGUAAGGAAGGCAUUUGACAUGCUUGCCUUCAUUGGCAGGGGCGUUGAAUAGACAAUAAGACACAGGAGCAGAGUUAGGCUACUGGGCCCAUUAAGUCUGCUCCACCAUUCGAUCAUGGCUGAUUUAUACUCAGCGGCCACUUUAUUAGGUUCCUCCUGUUCCUGUAGACCUUACACUUUAACGUUUGACGUGUGUUUAGAGAUUACUGUGUAACGUCAGUUUGAACUACUGUCGCCUUCCUGCCAGUUUAAACCAAUCUGGCUAUUUUUCUCUGACAUCCCUCAUGAACAAGGUGUAUUUGCCCACAAUUUUGCGCAUGAGAACACCAGGAGAUCAGCAGAUGUUGAGACAGUCGAACCACCCUGUCUGGCACCAACAGCCAAAGUCACUGAGUUGGCUCUUUGCCCCAUUCUGAUGUUUGGUCUGAACAGCAAUUGAACCUCUUGACCAUGUCUGCAUGCUCUUGUGCAUCGAGUUGCUGAUACAUGAUUGGCUGAUUAGAUAUUUGCAUUAAUGAGCAGCAGUGCCUAAUAGACUGGCCACAGAGUGUAUUUUCCCUCUCAAUACCAUUCUCCUGCCUUCUUUCUGUAACAUUUGACACACUUGCAAGUAUCUAUCAACUUAUAACAUAGAGCAUUACAGGCCCUUCAGUCCAUGAUGUUUUGCUGAACUUGUAGCUGAGAAAAGGUUAAUGUGGGAAUGAGGCAUGGACUGUUCCUCUCUGACCUGCUGAGUGUUUCUAUAUGUAUUAAAUUCAGUGUUAAAAGUACAAUUAUUAUUAAAGUAUGUAUACUAUAUACAACA